AGUUGCUCCACUGUUGAGAAUGGAUCCAUCAAAAUCCACUUGAUGUAACCUUAUGGACUACUAAAGUAGCGUGCUCCCGUCAGUGAGGAGCGUCUGUAUCGCAAGUGAUUAUCCCACCUCUUACUCCGCCAGUUAUGGAUUGUCCCGCCAGAAGAUUUCCUCUGCGUCGACCAGCUAAUCAUGUUCCCCCUAUACCUCGAUGGUAUACCCACUUUGGAAACAGCAUAGAUAAAGUAUUUACUGCAUACAUUGGAAUUCAACGACAUAACGGACUCGAUACUGGGCUGACGCAGUGCCUCCCAGCGAUCGAGCUCUGGCUUGCUGAAGACCAGAACAACGCGCCUGCUGCGGUGGAGCGUUUUCGGGUCAUUGACGGUGACGACACCCCAGAGUCACUCGUUUUCGUAUGCUACUGGGAUGCGGAAUCAAAGUAUGAGGAGAGUAUCAAUCGAUUGAAUCUCACUCAACGAUACCAAGAGCUCGAUAAGUCCGUUCAACCGACAGUGGGCCUCUGGUGUGAGAGGUUUGUCAGUCAUGUUUCUCGUCUGGAGACAAACUAUUCGGGAACAGACUAUCUCCCUGGCCUGGCUCGUCUACCGGGCACAAAGACCGUAGAGCAUUCAUACUCGGCAUACUGGGGCGCCGCUCGGGAUCGAAUCCCUGAUUCGGCAUUUGACCUCUUUGAGCGGGAUGUGAAUCCCACAGGGGCAGCUGUUCCUGACAAUAUCUCGCUCUCUUUGGGCAAGCGCCUCAGAGGUACCAACGUCCAUAAUGUGGUGCAUAUACGGACUGGUCAAUUCUGGAACAACUGCGACGACGACGAAAAACGUUCCUACGAAGAGAAACUGGAACCGACUCUCCGGGAAGGGCUGGCAUACUUGUGGCAAAACCCCGCCGAGACGGGCUCCAUGGGACUGAGGUACCUAUCUAACGUUCCUACGUCUUCGCCCCAUUGGACAGGGCAGUCAAACGAAUCCUGCGUGACUGGAUUCUUCAGAAGCCUGGCUGAUCUGGAAAGUUGGGCCAAGAAGCAUCCAUCGCAUCUGGCCAUAUAUACUGGUGCCAUCCGCCAUGCAAAAACUUUCGGGGAUAAACGGAAGUUUCGGACAUGGCAUGAGGUUUCAGUACUAAAGUGCGGCGAUGCGCAAUUUGAAUACCUGAAUUGCCUUUCAGGCACUGGCAUGAUAAAUUGUAUACCCCUCACCGAGGUUAGUGAUUAACGUCUGAGAUAUCGAAUCUACGCAAAUCGCACAGACCAUUAAUGUUCUUUGCUGCAUACUUUCGAUCUACUCGCCGGGCGCUUCAUUAUGCCAAAAGGCUCUAUAUAACUCUAUGCGCUUGGAUGUCAGUGGGAAAGACAGGCCAAACAGGGCAAGCUUGUCUUUAUGUGGGCUGUACAGGCAAAGUAUGAUACAGGGUGAGAUAGAUACGGUUAAAACUAUAUCCUUAAAGUCUUCAUGUAGCUCUCCGAGUUCCCUAUGAAAAUCAUCAUUAAUGAC
Molecule: messenger RNA, 1499 nt
Organism: Aspergillus caelatus
Lineage: Eukaryota; Fungi; Ascomycota; Eurotiomycetes; Eurotiales; Aspergillaceae
Product: phenylacetaldoxime dehydratase family protein
Exons: 1
Coding region: 135-1220 (361 amino acids)
Source: RefSeq, a predicted model, not a curated record